CACUCACCUCCUUCGGUUUGAGGCUAAUUAUAAAGUGGGUCCAGCUUCCGCCAGCCCUGGGACAACCAGGAGAGGCAAGGCAGGCGCUCGCAGACCUGCAGUCCAGACCGCGGCCCCGCGACUACACUGACUACCGCGACGUGCAGUAGCUGGGACUCGGCUUCUUGCACCAAGCUGCGCCACCGGAAUAGCGUCAACCCCAUGGCGAGGUUCCUGAGGCUCUGCACCUGGCUGCUGGCACUCAGCCCAGGCCUCCUGACGACUGUACAGGCGGAAUGCAGCCAGGAUUGUGCGACGUGCAGUUACCGCCUGGCACGCCCGGCCGACCUCAACCCGCUGGCUUGCACACUGGAAUGUGAAGGGAAACUGCCUUCUCUCAGAACCUGGGACACCUGCAAAGAGCUGCUGCAGCUGUCCAAGCUGGAGCUUCCUCAGGACGGCACCAGCGCCCUCAGAGAAAGCAGCAGGCAGGAGGAGGGCCAUUUGCUGGCCAAGAAAUAUGGGGGCUUCAUGAAAAGGUAUGGAGGCUUCAUGAAGAAAAUGGAUGAGCUUUAUCCUCUGGAGCCAGAAGAAGAGGCAAACGAAGGUGAAAUCCUUGCCAAGAGAUAUGGGGGCUUCAUGAAGAAGGAUGCAAAGGAGGACAACACCCUGAGCAAUUCCUCAGAUGCCCUGAAAGAGCUGCUGGGAACUGGGGACAACCGAGAGAGCAGCCACCACCAGGAGGUCAGUGAGGUCGAAGAUGUGAGCAAGAGAUACGGGGGCUUCAUGAGAGGCUUAAAGAGAAGCCCCCAACUGGAAGACGAAGCCAAGGAGCUACAGAAGCGGUAUGGGGGCUUCAUGAGAAGAGUGGGUCGCCCAGAGUGGUGGAUGGAUUACCAGAAAAGGUAUGGGGGCUUCCUGAAGCGCUUCUCAGAUCCUCUGCCCUCCAACGAAGAAGGUGAAAGUUACUCAAAAGAAGUUCCUGAAAUGGAGAAAAGAUAUGGAGGAUUUAUGAGGUUUUAAUACCCUUCCCUGUCAGUGACCCCUGGCCCUAGCAAGCCUUUCUCUGUCCCCCAGUGAGAGACUGCCUUGCCAAUCAUGUUUUAUUGCCAUGCAUAGCUUGCAUUAUACAGCUGACUUUGUUGUCUGAAUAACUAACGAUACAACCUGAAAGCUCUCAUUUCAGGUUCUGUGAGCUUUUGAGAGUCUGUAAGUUCAGUACUGGUCUACUGCAGUUGUCUUGUUUUCAUGCUAAAAGAGUUUUUGUCACCUUGUUCUUUAUUUUUGGCAUAGUACCAAUAAAUGCUUACUUAUUUAUGGAUAUAAUAAAACCAU
Phyllostomus hastatus (greater spear-nosed bat) is the source of this 1314-nucleotide messenger RNA. It is a transcript of the gene PENK, whose product is annotated as proenkephalin. Lineage: Eukaryota; Metazoa; Chordata; Mammalia; Chiroptera; Phyllostomidae. Gene Ontology annotation, biological process: sensory perception; neuropeptide signaling pathway; chemical synaptic transmission. The transcript is spliced from 4 exons. Gene Ontology annotation, cellular component: dendrite; neuronal cell body; axon terminus. Gene Ontology annotation, molecular function: opioid receptor binding. Bases 202 to 1002 code for a protein of 266 amino acids. The record is from RefSeq and is a predicted model, not a curated record.